This is a messenger RNA of Pezoporus flaviventris, 8052 nucleotides long. It is a transcript of the gene CERS3, whose product is annotated as ceramide synthase 3. Gene Ontology annotation, biological process: ceramide biosynthetic process. The record is from RefSeq and is a predicted model, not a curated record. NCBI's taxonomy places the organism in Eukaryota, Metazoa, Chordata, Aves, Psittaciformes, Psittacidae. The coding region runs from base 3241 to 4500 and encodes 419 amino acids. The transcript has 12 exons. Gene Ontology annotation, cellular component: membrane. Gene Ontology annotation, molecular function: DNA binding; sphingosine N-acyltransferase activity.
UUUGUUUUACUAUCUAAAAGUACAGGCAGAGCUGUAACUUCAGUUGCUAGAGCAGUUUAAUUCAGCUGCAGAACCUAUUAUCAAUGUUAAAUUAGAGCUUAAGAAGUAGGUCACUUAUUACUAGGAGUUUGAUGUGUCUUACCUUUUAAUAUUGAUAUCUAACUUUUCUUGUGUUGUUUGAAAGUAAGACACAGAACAAAGCAGGUGACCUAUCUGGAGACAGUUUUCUAUCUGAGGACUUAUCCUGAAACAUCCACAGUCUCCCUUUAUGUCUGUGCAGUUGUUUUGAGGAGUUUACCUUCAACCUUAAUACAGUAAGUGGUUUUAAGGAGGUAAGCAGCUAGCACUAGAAAUUACAUACAGAAUAUGCAUAUUAAAAAGAGUAUUUUUGAACUUAAAUAUUUGUAGAGCUUGAUUGCAAUUACAGCUGAAUCCAGGUGCUUUCAUUCGUGUAGUUUUUCAGACUGGGUUUCCUUUAAUAUUUUUGACUGCUUUCCAUUUAGUUUUAAGACUUGUAAUACAUGUUUUGAUCCUGUAAUACAAGAAUAAAAACCAACAUGGAGAAUUUCUAUACUUACGAUACUCUUGUAAAGUUAAUGCUCCUAUCUUGCACUUGUGUUCUCUGUGGAUGGGUAAAGGCUGACGCUCUGAGAGUCUUCCAGUGGUGUAAUCAAGCAACAUUUGCAUUUGUCUUAUGUGAAAGUUUUCCAAAUUGUUGAGAUUUAUUUUCAUGCAGUUGUUAAACCAGUGCUUCCAGCCCCAAGGAUCAAUAAAACAUCUCUUUUUUUUUAAUCCUGUAUUAUUUGGACUGUUGGAAAGGAAUUAAAAAGCUUUGACUGAAUUGGUUGAACUAAUUGUUAAAUCUCUAGUGUUGCUGCCAGAAGAGUUUGUAUAUCAGUCUCAUGACUAUCUGAAGAUACUCAUAGCACACAGGAGUGUUAUUUGAGUGAAUUAGCAGUGCUCUAUUUGGAGUGGAAAGGGUGAACUAUACAAGUCAAUCCUUAGAUACAGUUGUUCUUGCUAAGAUUUUGAGUAGCGUGCUAGUUUUAACACAUUGCUUGCUAUAAAUGGUAGCAGCUGAAGUUAGUCUUGAUAAAUUUGCCUUUUCAAAUGUAUUAGAACAUACUUAGUGAAAGUACCUUGUAUAGAUUUGCAGUUCUAUGUUAAUUGCUCUAGGGUUUCUGCUUACCAUAAAGGUGAGUUUGACAAAUACAUGCAAGUUGAUGCUAAGUCAAGAGGAAAGAAAAGCAUUUUCUCACCUAGGAUAGUUUAAAACCAAAUCAAAUUGGGAUUUUUGCAUAAAGAAUGCUGACCAUACUGUGAAUAGAUGACUUUUUCACUGCAUCACAUACAUCUCUGUGCCUCUGGAUAUGUAAGCAUUCUUAAUUGCUGCCCUGGAGGCUUAUUGAUACACUGGAUGUUCAGUGUUUAAAUAGAACGCACCUAGGAGUUUGUAACUGCUUGAAAGAGAGCACGAUUGUGAUAUUUAUAUCCCUCAGUAGUUACUUGUGUGAGACAAAUUGGUUAGAAGGCAGUCCCCAGGUAAUACCAAUGCCUUUUCCUGGAGCCUUUUUCCUAAGGCAUAUUUGAAGCUUGUUAAUAAUCCUGUUCUCUGCAUUUUAGUGAAGUGAUGGCAGCUUGGGUCAGCAGUGGUGUGUGUUCCUUCACUUCUCUCCACUGCCUUUAUCCUUCCAGUAUUACUACUGACAUCCCCUUUUUAUGCAGUCAUCUGCCUUCUUGUUAUUAAGGCCCAGAUUCUCAAAGAACUGAGUUUUCUAAUUCUUAGUAAAUUCAUGAGAACCAAGUUCUGAAACAAUAAUUGAAAAAGACUUAAGCAUUUUGAAGAUUUCAGCCUAUGUGUUCACAUUGUGUGUUCCUGAUUUAGCCCUGCAGUGACGUUCAUGCACGGUAAGUAUUUGUUACCUUCAUGCUUGCUCUGUUCAUACUCAGGUGUUUAGUCUUCAGUUAUGACAGAUGGCAUUAUUAAUUAGAAUGAACCUCUCCCAUACAGGGGGAGAUUAACUAAGAUUAUGAAUCAGGUCAUACUUCCUAGUUAGAAAGGUAUUGAGAAGAAAGCUUUUUGAGAGAUUGUAAAUGGACUUCUUCAUCCCUUUUAUGUAGGGGAAAAUUGCUGCAUUACGAGAAGACACAAAAUCAUGUGAAGAAGAGGACCUUAGGCCUGCAGAUUGCAAGAUUGAGUUAUGUAUUGAUGUCCUUGAACAUAUGACUUGGGAAUGAUUAAUUUUCAGUUAUUUUUUUAUUCUUGAGGAGCAGGAAGUAUAGGAAUAUCAAGCUCUUUUACCUUAAUCUUGAAGGAAUGCCAGGUGGCAAGCAAUAGGCUUCACUGGUGGUGAAAAGAGAACUCAGAGUCCAAAUUAUAUGAUUAUUAUUAAAUCCAGAUUAUUACUAUAGUUAUUAUAUCAAAUAGAGCAAAUUCCUAUUUUGUAUAUACAUGUGCCUGAGAUUUGAUUGUCUGUCAUUGAGAUAGAACCAUUUAGCAAAACUGACCAGGCACUCAUAGACAAUAUUCAGAACAUUUAUCUGUCAGCUCCCUGGAUGAAUUUAAUUUCGCUUUAUUUCACAGCAGAAAACAAACCAAACCCUUAGGUUUUGGAGGUUUCUGUUUUGUUUGUGAGGGGGAAUAUGAGUUGAGUUCUGUUUGUUUUUUUUUUUCCCCUCCAAGUGCCAUCCUACGCAGCAGCUCUGAUUCUGGAAGUGUUAAGGUUUAAUACAGUCUUGAAGAUUUGCCAAGAGGGUUUUCUCUACUGAGAAAGUUAACUAAUACUAUAAUCUUUCUUAUGUAACUGCUUAAAACUCAAGUGAAAGCUCUUGUCCAAUGUGUAGAUUCACUGUCAUUUAAUGUACGUAUUUGUCUGGAAAAUGGAAGGAAGUAAAUGCAUGAAGUUUUCUUGGUUUGUUCUAAUAGUUUUUUCCCCACUGAAAACUUGUAUGUAAUUUCCAGUGCUGUGUGAAAUAAUUCUUUGUGUCAAAUACAUGCCUCCAUUAUCUAGUUGUAUUUAACUGCUGAUUGAGUAGGUGCUAUACCGCGUGCAAGGAGUAGUAACACUUAGAUUUUUAUUUAAUUUUGUUUCGUAUUGAGAUGUACAGACUGAGGUGCUUCUGGUUUUCUUCUUUGCAGCAUUCAAAUGUAAAUUCCCUGAAGGACAAAGUCCUAUGAAAUUGCAGCAAUAAUUGAAAGGCGCAGCAUCCUCCUGUGUGUGGGGAGCAAUAGGAGUUGAGAUGAAUUCUCAUCAUACAACCAAGUACCAUGUGACCUCAAACGUUUCUUCAUCUGCUGUGUUGAAACAAGCAGAGGGAAGGCGCUUGGCGUUGCUACUCCCGAGUUUCAGCAGCAUGGCGCACAUAUUGAAGACACUCAACAGCUGGUUCUGGUGGGAAAAUAUCUGGAUGCCCAUCAACGUCACGUGGGCACAUUUUGUAGACCGUGAUGGACUUGUCUUUCCAAAAGCACAUCAGUUAUAUGCCACAAUUCCAUAUGCUUUUGUAUUGCUGAUUAUCCGGUUCUUCAGUGAAAGAUACAUUGCUAUACCUCUAGCAAAAGCCUUAGGUAUAAAGAAUGUAAGACGUGUGAAGCCACAGCCUAAUCCUGUUUUAGAGAGUUAUUUCCGGGAGUGCUCAAAACAUCCAUCCCAAUCAGAUAUUCAAGGCCUUGCCAAGAAGUGCAACUGUACUGUCCGCUUGGUGGAAAAGUGGUUCAGGAGACGGCGAAACCUGGAGAUCCCAACAGUGCUUCGGAAAUUCCAGGAAGCUUUCUGGCGAUUUUCAUUCUAUCUCACAUCCUCCAUUGCUGGAUUUAUAUUUCUGUAUGAUAAACCGUGGUUUUACGACAUCUGGCAGACGUGGGUUGGCUACCCAUUUCAGACCCUGCUGCCAUCCCAGUAUUGGUACUACAUGGCUGAGAUUAGUUUUUACUGGUCUCUCUUAUUUACACUGGGGAUUGACAACAGAAGGAAGGAUUUUCUGGCUCAUGUCGUUCAUCACUUGGCAGCCAUUGGGUUGAUGAGUGGCUCUUGGUGCGCUAAUUACGUGCGUCUGGGGACGCUGGUGAUGUUUGUGCACGAUACUGCAGACUUCUGGCUUGAGGCAGCCAAAAUGUUUAAUUACGCUCACUGGGAGAAAACCUGCAAUAUGCUCUUUAUCAUCUUUUCUAUUGCAUUCUUCAUCACAAGAAUCAUCCUGUUUCCCUUCUGGAUUCUUCGUGCCACGUUGUAUCAGCCUACGUUCUACUCCACGACUCCUGUCAUAGCAUAUUUUCUGUUCAAUGGGCAGCUGUUGAUCCUCCAAGGCUUGCAUUUAUACUGGGGUUACUUAAUUCUCAAGAUUUUGAAAAGGUUCAUUUUCUUAAAGGACUUGAAAGAUGAUCGAAGUGAUGAAGAGGAGGAAGAUUCUGUUACAGAUAAUGAAGAGGAGUCCAUAAAGAAUGGCAACAAGAACAGCUGUGGGUCAAGCAAACAUCUCCUAAGCAGCAGUCACCACUAGCCCCUUUCUGCCUCACCUCCUGCAGUGAUUUCUGCUCUGGUUUUAACCCAACCUACAGGAUAGAAUUUAAGUCAAAAUUCUUAUGAGAGACUGUGAUUGAUUUAUUGUUGGCUACUGGACCUGGAAAAAAGCCCAGUCUAGAGGGAAGGGAAAAAUUGUGUAACGUGUUAAUGACCCGCUUUGAGAAUCAUUGUGAAGUGUUGGGAAAGAUGUUUGGACACACUGAGUGACAGUGCUCCACAAGGUCAAAGCUCAAGAGCCUCAGAUCAUUUAGUGUCCCAAUUCUAACACUGUUUUUCAAUCUGGUAUAAGAUCUGUUUCACCAAAUGGUUUAAUUCGCAGAUGUUUUGUGGUAGGUAAGGAGUGUGAAUUCCAUUAGGAACCAAAAUUACUCAAUGUGGGAAAAAUUUGACAGUGGUGUACAGUGCAUUUUAGUCUUUAGUUUUCAGUUUAAACCCUCAUCAAAAUAGCUAUUUUUUGGGUUAGAUUUCAUUUCCUGGAGGCCAGUGGAAGCUAACACAAAGGAAGACAAAUUACUUGCCUCUGAAGAGCUGGCUUCACUGCAGAAAUAUAGUCUUUCUCCAAAAUAUGCUGUAUGAUAGAUGGCUCAAAAAUUGUGUUCUGAGAUUUACCUGUCAAGGAAAUCACUGUUAAAAUAGCAAAACUCAGCCUCAAUUCUCCAUUGGGCUCUGGGUUUCAUCUCUGUCAUUCUGGCCUCGUCUUAGGAGCAAGUCCACUAAGUUCUGUUUUGUGGUUCCUGUGUGUUCACUGCAUGUAUCUGGGCUCUGGGGGAGCAUGGGACUAACAGGGAAUGUCAUGUUGUCAGUGCUGUGAAUUCAUUUGAUACCAGGAUCUGUAUUUCUAUCUCUGCUCUUUCUGAAAGUCAGGAAUCACACUGGCUAGAGCUAAAUGUGGUUGCGUGUGACUUAGGCCACAUACCGUUGUUUGUGCUGUAAGAAGUUGUCAUGAUUGAAGGAACAGUGGAUGUUUCAUCAGCUUCUCUUACCAAAAGUGCCUCUGUCUUAUGUUUGCACUUUUGUUCUAAGGCUAGUGCAGAGUGAAGCAGCUUUUUUAGUCCUGGGGCUUUCCAAGGAGAGCCUUGGGCCUUUUAAAUAGGGUGGCGCCAGUCUCAUUUCCAGAUGCAUUAGCUCACAAAGUUGUAAGUGAUUUGUGUCAUGAGUUUUAGAGGUGAGAGGCUCUCUAUGUGGUUCUACAGUAGCUGAGAUCAUCUGGUGAACUAAAUCCAGUAGCUUGAUAGAGACCAGGGGACCACUGCUGCAACAGCCUUAAUGCUGAGCUUUUGGUUUGGAAAGGUUCUUUUCCCCUUACAGCUGCUCAGGCAGGAGCUUGGUGAUCUAUGGGAAGCACCAUAUGACUGACCUGUUUUCUCAAGAUUUCCUUGGCAAAGAGGGAUAAAGUUCAGUGAAAGAAUGGGAAAUGUUUGGCAUCUCAGAUAUGAAGAGUGAAGUUUGUUCCGUGCAGUUACAAGGAGCUAUAGGAGUACUUCAUUACAGAGGCUGGCGAUGUGAAAGUAUCUUCAUACGGUCUGGUCAACUAGGCCGUGUUUAAUUUUGUACUUAUAUUUUGCACCAUGUAAUAUGUUUAUGUUUCACCACAAAGAGAACUUACUGAGAAAGGAGAAUGGCCUCCAGCUUCUGAGAAGGAUGGAAAUGUGCAGUAGUGGAAUGGAACUCCUGUGGUUAAGAAAGGCUUCUUGGGCUGAGCAGGCAGAAUUCCCUCGGUAGCUCUUGUAUAGCAGUGUGCUUCCUUACGUAGCUGUGGAGAAUACCUUAAAUACUGCAGUGUGGUUUUAUUGGAAGUGUAAGUACUUAUUACAUCAUCUAAAGCAACUGGUGAGUUUGGCAGGGUCACAGUUGCUUAUCAGGGCCUGUUUAUUGCCUACAUGAAAAGAACUGGCCUUUCCUGACAAAACGUAGAAACCCGACAUCUCGGAGGCUUUACACUCCCUUUGAGAGCAGCGGAGACAGCAAUGCUUUCUUCAAGACAUAACAGGGGUUUGAGAGGUGGCCAGGCUAUUAUCAUUUCAUUUUGGUGCCAAAAAAACGUUCCUGCUAUGAGUAGGAAAGGAAUUUGGGAAAGGAAACAUGAAGAAUGAAGUUGUCACAGGAGUGAGCCUCUGAACAACUACUGAGUUUUACACUAGAAUUUAUAGUCUGGUUCAGGGCAAAUCUUGCCCUUCCUACUCGGACGAGUCUCCCACUGAAGCCAAUUAACUCCACUGGAGUCUUGCCUAGGAAAAACUUUGGACUGCAGAUAUCCAGCUUAAUUACAAGACCUGUUGUUUUAAAUCGAUGUGAAACUAGGAUCUUAGAGGAAGAGUAAAAGGUAGAUAAAGACAUUCAAACAUCAAGUAUUGAGGCAAAGUUUUGGUGAAUACAGAAGAAAAUAACAUCCUGAAGGUGAAGGUUGAGUCUAAGCACAGUAAACAACCAAAUAACUACAUCACACUGCAGUUAGGGUCAUGGGACCUCCUGGGGGUUACUGUGAAGCCCAUCUGAAGUGAUGAGACGUGAAAACUCUGGAUGUAAACCACUAGGCACUGGGCAUGAAUACCCACAGCAUGGAAAGAAGUGGGAACAGACUGUCCCAGUUGGACUGGACACAUGAGAUUUGUCAUUCCGGAUGUUCCAUGUGUUUCAUCUUCUACUACUUAUGGUUAGAAACUCAGAAACAAGAAGCUGAGGUUGUGGGGAACAUGAUUCAUGCUAAAUAAAUUAAUGUCAUGGUGCUUCCAUAUUUUCACUCUAUUCAAUGCUCUUAACUUUUUAUUCCUAUUGUGUAAAGAGUCUCCAAAUGCACGUGCAGCACAGUUGGAGGUAAUGUGUGUGAGCACAGGUGCUAGACUACAUUACUUUUACCCUUUGAUGGUAAAAAUGGGUCCUGGUUUAAUGCUUUGAUGCUGUCUGGUUCUGCUGUGUCACUUUGACCAUGCCAAAAUACUUAUGGUUGAAUUAAGGACUGAAAAUGAAAUCUUAGUCCAUUGGACUCAUCAGAAUCUCUUCUGUUGCAUUUAAUCCUCUGAGUUUUGGUCAGGUUCUCCUGUUCAUGUACCCCAUGCUGCCUCUGUACCUUUUUACUACAUAGAUUUACCAGUCUACUUGGAUUUGAUUUACAGAGCUCCUUUACUCCACAGAACUCAUUUUGUCAAUGUGUCUUACUCAGGAUAAUUACCUUUAUUUGUUCUUAAGGGCACUGGAUUUGUCUGGUCUGUUGUGCUCCACGCUAGAGAGAAAUACUUUUUAACAACAGGUAUCUAUGUAAGAAUUCCCUUGUUUUCCUCACCUCUUCCUCUCUGCUUUCCGCUCCCUCCCAGCUUUUCAGUAAGGGCCUGGUCUGAAGUUAUAUUUAUUUGAGGAAUGUUAGAAUAAUGUGCAAAUACAGAGAGAAUUCUUUGUUUCCCAGGAGUGCUUAUGUUCAUACACAGAUGGAGGUGCUGUCACCCAGUUAGGGUGACAUGGGAUUAGUACCUCAGUGGCUCAUGAUAAGCACGGACAUGGAUCUUAAGCUGGUAAAAGUAGGAAAGCUCUCCUG